UCAGUCGCCGUUAAUAUUUGUCGGCGCAGAGCUCUGGUCAACAACUGCAAAACAAGAAAAUUAGAGUUUUUGUGCAAAAAAAACAUUUUUAUUAUUUAAGUUUAAUUAUAUUUUAGUGAAAUCAUGUUUUCCAAGAAAAAGAAAAAACCUCUUAUUUCCAUGCCGAGUAAUUUUGAACAUCGCGUACACACGGGUUUCGAUAAACGCGAACAGCGUUAUGUGGGGCUUCCAUUGCAAUGGGCAUCGAUUGUGGGCAAUAAUCAAAUACUGAAAUCAACAAAUAGGCCACUGCCAUUAGUGGAUCCCUCAGAGAUUACACCAACGGAAAUUUUAGAUUUAAAAACUAUAGUGCGACCACACCACAAUAAUAACAAAGCCGAUGCGACAUCAUUAAAUAGUAGCAUAGCUAUGCAGUCAGCAGGUGGGGUAGGUGCAGCCGUUGUUGGAACAGGAGGCGUUGGUCAGCAUAGCCACACAAUGGCUGCUGAUAAUGGUAGUAGUACGGUAGGUCCAGGCGGCGGCAUAGUUCUACCAAAAACUUCACAUGUGGCAAGGUCAAAUUCAUUGCGUAGUUCAAGUCCGCCCAGAAUUCGAAGAGAUUUGAGGGGAAAUGCUAAUGUACCACCCGCAGUUCCCGAGGAAACAGUAACUCCUAGCACAGCAAGUACUAUGUCGGGUCAUUUAAUGAAUACAAAUGUCAUGGGUGGCUUUAAACCAACACAGCCGUUACAACAAAACACAUUGGCCGGUGGUGUCGGCCAGGGUGGGGCCGUCGUCGGUCAUGGUAUGUAUGGGGCGCAGUCAACGCAAAAUGGUAUAACUGGUGGUGGUCCUUUAGCGGUCCGAACUGAUUUUGGCAGUCAAUCUGCAUCUGGCGGUUCUCUACAAUUCCGUCAAGGAACUACACAUCUGCAUGCCCAACAAACUUCACCUGUCGGUUCCAUUGCGAGUAAUACACGUUCUACACACUCACAUAUAUCUUCACAUUCGCAUGGGCAUCAUAUGAAUAACAAUACAACGAAUAUAAAUAGUUUACCCAUGUAUCCUUCACCGCAGGGUCAAAUGCAUGUGCCACCAGCUUUACCCCCACAUGGCCAACAUCACCAUCAUCAUCAGCAACAGAUGCAACACUUGACACAACAACAGACAGCUAAGCCAUUAGGACCUGGUGGUAAUGUAAUUAUGUCGGCAGAUCAGAAUCAAAAUCCUCAUCAUUCACAUUUACAUGCAAAAACAGCAUCUCGUGCUUCGAGUUCGAGCGGUGGGGCCAGUGGUAUUGGGGCAACAAGUGCAACAGGCGGUAGUACAGCGACAGCUGGUCAACCUAAACAAGAACCACGGUUAACACAUGAACAGUUUCGAUCCGCUUUACAAAUGGUGGUUUCCGCCGGUGAUCCCCGUGAAAAUUUGGACAAUUUCAUGAAGAUUGGUGAAGGCUCAACAGGCACCGUUUGCAUUGCCACUGAUAAAUCAACUGGCCGUCAAGUUGCUGUUAAAAAGAUGGAUUUACGCAAGCAACAACGACGUGAGUUAUUAUUCAACGAAGUUGUCAUAAUGCGUGAUUAUCAUCAUCCCAAUAUUGUGGAAACCUAUUCAAGUUUUCUGGUCAACGAUGAACUUUGGGUAGUUAUGGAGUAUUUGGAAGGCGGUGCUCUAACCGAUAUUGUAACACAUUCUCGCAUGGACGAGGAACAAAUAGCUACAGUGUGUAAACAAUGUUUAAAAGCAUUAGCCUACUUACAUUCACAGGGUGUUAUACAUCGUGACAUCAAAUCCGAUUCAAUUCUUUUGGCAGCCGAUGGACGAGUUAAACUAUCUGAUUUCGGCUUUUGUGCACAAGUCUCACAAGAGUUGCCGAAACGUAAAUCCUUAGUUGGAACACCUUACUGGAUGUCGCCAGAGGUAAUAUCGCGUUUACCCUAUGGACCAGAAGUCGAUAUAUGGUCACUUGGUAUAAUGGUCAUUGAAAUGGUUGACGGUGAGCCACCAUUCUUUAAUGAACCGCCGUUGCAGGCCAUGCGACGUAUACGCGAUAUGCAACCACCAAAUUUGAAAAAUGCUCACAAAGUAUCACCACGUUUGCAAUCAUUUUUAGAUCGUAUGUUGGUGCGUGAUCCAGCUCAAAGAGCAACAGCAGCUGAGCUCUUGGUACAUCCUUUCUUAAGACAGGCCGGUCCACCUUCACUUUUGGUACCACUAAUGCGUAAUUCAAGACAACAUUGAUUUACUUUUUUUUUAAUUCUUCAUUUCAUGGCAAGUUUUCUUUUUUUAUUUCAUUUCUUUCUUAUUAUUAUAUAAACUGUUUCCUUUCCCCUUUCAUAAAGAAAAAAAACAUUCAUUCCCACUUUUUUACAAAAUAGUAUUUUCCACUUUGAAACUUAACAUGUAUUCAUUUUGGCAGUAUGUACUACUAAUUUAUAGAAAUAAUAUUAUGUAUUCGUUUAACAAAAAAUUAUUGAUUUUACACCCAUUUAUUAUAUAUAUUUUUGUUUUACUUAUUUUUUUAUACAUAUAUAUUUUUUUUAAUUAUUUUUAUUUAUGAUUUUAUUUGGCAUUUAUUUUGUUUAGUUCAUAAUUUAUAUAAUUUUGUGUGUAUUUUUUAUUAUUUCCUUUAAGUGCCGUUAAGAAAUGAUAAAAGUCAAAAUAUUAAAACACAUAAAACAAAUCCCCAUUUAUAUAUAUAUACAUUAAAACAAAAAUAUUUUAAAUAGUUUCAAUAACAAUAAAAUAUGUAAUAAGUAUGAAACAAGCAUCCUUUUGAAAUAGAGUGCCUUUAUGUUUGUAACACUUUUACAUAAGCAGCUACAUACAUAAGUAUUUACAUAACAACAAACAACAACGAAUAAGUCUUUUUUUAAAUUAAAAAAAAAAAAUCAUAAGAAUCUUUAAAUUUCAUACAUUCCUCGAAUAUAUUAUACAAGAAUUUAUUUUAUUGAAAAAGUUUAUUUUUGCAUUUCUUACUUUUUUUAUUAUUAGAUUUACAAAAUUUGAUAAUGUAUCAUUAAAAAUGAAAUGUUUAACAAACAUUCCUAAUGAGCCUUCGAAUACUUUUAGAGAGAGAAUCGGCUUUAAAAAUUGUUAUAUUUCAGUAAUAAAUCAAGUCAAUUAAUAAAA
This is a messenger RNA of Lucilia cuprina (Australian sheep blowfly), 3114 nucleotides long. RefSeq names its product serine/threonine-protein kinase PAK mbt (gene mbt). Gene Ontology annotation, molecular function: protein serine/threonine kinase activity; ATP binding. Gene Ontology annotation, biological process: regulation of MAPK cascade; protein phosphorylation; intracellular signal transduction. Lineage: Eukaryota; Metazoa; Arthropoda; Insecta; Diptera; Calliphoridae. The transcript is spliced from 4 exons. The record is from RefSeq and is a predicted model, not a curated record. The coding region runs from base 124 to 2223 and encodes 699 amino acids. Gene Ontology annotation, cellular component: cytoplasm.